CAGAGUAAAGCUAGUGUUACAAACUGCUCGCUUAUUUAUAAACGCGUAGAGAAUGCCAGUUUCCUGUAGAGGAGCAGCCUAGAAUUUUGUUCUUAAAAAAAAAUGUAGGGAAAAAGGUUUCUAGGAAAAAAAAAUUGGUUGCAAUGUGUUCUUGAUGCCUGUUUUGUUUUGCCAAGCAAUGGCUUCAUAUAAAAGUAGGUUUGUGGUUGUUAAAUGUAAGUACAGCUAGAUGUGGUAGAGAAGUAAGUUUCUCAGUCUCCAGGACUAUUCAUGUUCUGCAGGUAGCAGAAGGUGGGUAACAAAACAGUUAAAAAGUGGUGGGCUGGCUCCUUCUCUGCACCUAUUUGGAUGAACUUUCUCCCCCACCCAAAAAAAAAAAAAAAAUCACAAAUACAGUAUUCCUGUCUAUCCCAUUUCAUAUUUACUUGUGAGUGAACAAUUGCAACAGUGUGCAAAGGGGCAGGUCCUUGGAUCUCUUAAAUGUUAGUAUCCUGUCAGUGUAUGUGAUUUGUUUUCUGCUUUUAUUUUAGGAAAUCUAAAAUGAGAAAUUAAUCUUAUUUUCUGCCUCAGAAUAACAUUGAAUAACUGGUUAAUCAUACAACCUCUCAAGAAACAUUUGAAUCCUCUUGGGAAAUAUGAAAACAAAGAACUGCUUUUCAAAUAUCGUUCAGAACAAUUGACACAUUCCAGGGAAAAAGCUGUUGUGUUUGGGGCUUUUUUUGCAAAGUUCAGAAGAAUCUGCAUUCUCUGAGAUUUUAAAUAAGUAUAAAAUGAAAACGGUUUGAAGUUUAGCCUUCAAAAUGAAUGUUGGGAAGUCAGAUGACAAAGCAAAGAAUGGCUUGAAGUCUUCCUUACUUAUAAGGGAUGAAAAUGGAAAUAACUACGCACGUGACAGAGCUACACCUUCCUCAAAGAAUUGUGCCACCAAGAUACACAGCAAUUCAACUGACCAGAAUAUAGUGGCUGAGCAUGAUGAUGAUUUUGAAAAUACGAGUGACUUCAGAAGUAUUCUUUUAAAACAGCAGUGUAUUGAGGUACUUGAUCUGCAGAAGACACCUGGCAGAUACAGCUGCACAGGAGCUCUGUUGGGAGAUGCAGAUGCUGCUUGCAAGUCUUCUGUCACUGAACAGACUUGCAUGUGUCCUUUGAACUGUGACUUGAAAGCAACAACAAACUUCUUGAAAGGUGACGUUGUUAUGGCAAAAAUGCAAAAUCAGAGUAUCAGACACACUGUGCCUUACAGUCAGACAGACUCUAAGUGUGGAGUAGCACUUCCUGCUUCAGAGCAGUCCCUGAUAAAUGACAGGGCAUGCUGCCACCUGAGCACAUUGGAUGUUACUAAUGUUACAGGUGAAACUCUGGGAACUGAUCAAAAUGAUGAUAUACAUCUGAGAGAAACACUACUCUUUUCUGAAAUAUGUACAAGAGAGAAAUUUGAUAGAACCAGCUCAGAAAGAACACCUAAUUUCAUCUCUGCAGGUGUCGAACACUGUCUGAAAAAUGCUAUCAAGACUGAUAAAGAAUCACAGGAAACAGAAGCACAGUCUGUAGAACUAGCUGCUGAAUGUAUAGGUCCUUAUAGACGAGAUGCAUUGUCAUCAUGCAUUAAUAUUAAUGAAGAUGACCAAGUGAAAUCCUUGCGGGAUACCUCUGACCAUGAUGAAACUGGGAAUUCCAAUGUUGAAACGUGCAUAGAUAGUCUUGUAAAUAAUGUGCACCUUCUUCCAGUAGAUAAAAUGGAUGGAGAACAAGUAUCAAAGAAAACCAGUGAACCUUUAACCAAAGAACAGAGUAUCUCUGGAAAUGCUGCUCUUCAGGAUAUGCACAACACCCCUUCUGUAUCUUGCAGUGUACCAAAAUUGAAGAGGACUGCUAUACCUGACCUGAAAUGUGAAGAAACUUUUGUGGUCUUCAGUCCUAUGGCUGAUGAAAGUGCUUCUGCUCUAUGUUGUUCAACCCCUAAAGAGCAAUCAAAAAAUAGAACUUUUUCUGUUUCAGCUUUGGAAGAACUCGGAGACAAGUCUCCUAAACUAAGACCAAAUGAGACAUUUGUAGGAGGACAUAAUAAAAGGUCUGUGCUUAGAGCUAGUUCAGAUCAAACUGUAAGAAAACCAGUGGGCAGGUCUUCUAUUGUGUCAACAAUAACCAAAGCAAAGAAAUCGGAGAUUGUUAGUUUUCCCAAACCUGAUUUCAAAAAUGUGAAGCCAAAGGUUGUGUCUAGACCUGUGCUACAGUCAAGAGACAGCGCAGCAUUAAAACAGUCUCCCCAGUCCUCCCAGUUGUCAGCUGUCUCCUCGCCUUCACGGGUUGCUUCCCCAAGGCAAUUGUCCUCUAUAAAAGUGUUGAAAAAGACAGUAGAUCUAGCUAAAGUUUCAAAAGUGGAAUUGCCUGUAAAUAAGCCCCAUAAGCUACAUCUUAACAAACGCCUCUUCACUAACCAAGUUGUACAUGCCACAACACCUCCCAGAAAUGCUUCCCACAAGACUUCAAAGACACCAGCAUUAAAGCAAAGUCCUGAAGACACUGACAAAGCAAGCGCUACCCAUUCAACGUGCUCCUUGGUUUCUGCUGUGUUUCCAACAUGCGUAGAGAGCUCGGAAGAGAUGCUAAAUGAUAAAAUGGAAAGUUCAGACUCCUUAAUGCAGCCUUGUGCUCAAGAUAUUGACCCAGCUGGAGGUGAAAAAGAGCAAAGCACCAAUAUGGGAAUGCUUCUGGAAGCGACCUUGGUAAAAGAUGUGGCAAAUGAAACGUUUGACAUGCACUCUGUUCCUUUGAUGCCUUCUGUGAAAGAUGGGACAACUCAAGGGAAAAACAUACCAAAGAAAGACCCAAUCGCACUACAAAGUGUAUCCACUCCCAAGGCUAAAAUGGUGCCAUCUGUGUUGACCUUGAAUAGAGGAUGUAAAAAUAAAACUACCAGCACUGUUAAAACACCUUCUCACAAGGAAGCUCUUUUGUCAGCAAGCUCCGGUAUAGGAUCUUUGCCAGGAGAGAAGUAUGCCUCAGUGAAAAAUUCCCCAACCUCCUCUGGUAAAUCCCUCGCCAAAUUCAAAGUGCCUGUCAAAAGAUCAGUGCUUGAGAGAACACCUAGCCUCUCAUCAGUCAGCAGCACUCAGAGUGAGCGAAGUCUUUUCAGCACUGCAAGUGCCACAGUCAUCAAGAAUGGAGAAUGGCCUUCAAAACCAGCCUGCCAGAAUGGCACUUCAGGACCUGUCCCUUUGAAAGCACUGUCAAGACCUAGAUUGCACUUGUUGAAGUCAACUCCGAAAGGAGCCAAGACCAAAUCUGCUUCACUGAACCAGUGCACACCAAAAUCAGCUGGGCCACUGCACCCAGGAAGGAAAGUCAGUGAGAUUAGAGGUUCUCCUGGAAGAAGUAUACACCAAAGCCUAUCUUGUUUGGGUCCUGUUGACAAGGGCAAGCAGCGGAGUCCCAAGAGCUCGUGCAUACAGACUCAAGGCUCCACAGAUGCACGUUCACCUGGCACAAAAGCAGCAGAGUUGACACAGUACAAAACAAAAUGUGAAACCCAAAGUGGAAUCAUCCUGCAGCUGAAAAAAUUCCUGGCAUCCAGUAACCAGAAGUUUGAAGCAUUAACUGUUGUCAUCCAGCACCUGCAGUCUGAGAGGGAGGAAGCACUGAAACAGCGUAAAGAGUUAUCUCAAGAACUAGUUAACCUUCGAGGAGAACUAGUAACCACUUCUGCAGCUUGUGAGAAAUUGGAGAGAGACAGGAAUGAACUGCAAGUUGCUUAUGAAGGGUUUUUGCAAAAGUUAAACCAGCAACAUCAUGAUGACUUAGCUGAGCUGGAGGAGAGGCUUAAACAGUUUUACACUGCAGAAUGUGAGAAACUCCAAAGUAUCUGCAUUGAGGAAGCUGAGAAGUACAAAGCACAACUCCAGGAGCAGGUGGACAACUUAAAUACCACACAUGAAAGCUUUAAGCUGGAACUCGAAAACAGACACUCAGAAAAAGUAGAGGAGCUGAAAAAGGAGUAUGAAUCCUCUUUUUCAGAGCUCAAGAGCACCCAUGAAUCUGAAAGGAAGUCACUUGAAGAUUCUUUUAAAGAGAAGCAGGAAUUGCUGGAGAAAAAAAUCGAUGAACUAAAAAGUGAAAACGACUCUCUGAGUGAGAAGCUGAAAUUAGAAGAACAAAAACAAAUAGCCAAAGAAAAAACCAAUGUUAAAAACCCACAGAUUAUGUACCUGGAACAGGAGCUGGAAAGUUUGAAAGCAGUGCUGGAGAUCAAGAAUGAGAAACUCCAUCAGCAGGAUAUAAAGCUAAUGAAGAUGGAAAAACUGGUGGAGAACAACACAAUUUUAAUGGAUAAAUUAAAGAAGGUUCAGCAAGAAAACGAAGAAUUAAAAGCUCGGAUGGACAAACACAUGGAGCUUUCAAGGCAACUUUCUACAGAACAAGCUGUUUUACAGGAGUCACUAGAGAAAGAAUCAAAAGUAAACAAACGCCUGUCAAUGGAAAAUGAAGAACUUCUGUGGAAGUUGCACAAUGGUGACCUAUGCAGCCCAAGAAAACUGUCUCCGAGUUCUUCAUCUGUGCCUCUUCAGUCCCCACGAAAUUCUGGUAACUUCUCUAGUCCUGCUGUGUCACCAAGAUGACAUCUCUUGAGAGAAAGAGGAGAUUGCAUUUCGUUUCUGAUCUGCAGAACCAAUCUUAAUUUUAAUCACAGGAGCAAGAGCUAUAUUAGCCGACUAUGACAUCUAAACAUAACUGGAAACUAUUCAGUGCAAAAAUGGCGAGAAGAGACUGUGAAUAUGGGAGUAAGACAUUCACUCCUCCCAAAAAGACUUGUUUAUGACCUCUAUGGACAUUGUUGCACAAAGCACUUAAAGAGCAAGGAAAGACUUGUUUGUUGCCUUUUCACCUAACUCUAAGAAGAAGCUCAGGGGCUUAGAGAUAAAGAUCACAACCUUUAUAAUAUGUUCCUUAUCACCGACACUUUUUUAAGGCUGUGUGUGUGCGCGCGUGUGUGCUGUGGAUGGAAUGGAUGUAACACACUGUGCGUGUGUCUAAUGCUGCCUUCUUUGCUGUGUACGUAAUAAAGGAUAAAAGCUGAAGACUA
Messenger RNA from Pseudopipra pipra, 5080 nucleotides. RefSeq names its product microtubule associated scaffold protein 1 (gene MTUS1). The record is from RefSeq and is a predicted model, not a curated record. Gene Ontology annotation, biological process: regulation of macrophage chemotaxis. Lineage: Eukaryota; Metazoa; Chordata; Aves; Passeriformes; Pipridae. Gene Ontology annotation, molecular function: microtubule binding. Bases 801 to 4616 code for a protein of 1271 amino acids. The transcript is spliced from 16 exons. Gene Ontology annotation, cellular component: nucleus; cytoplasm.